Messenger RNA from Clunio marinus, 1073 nucleotides. The record is from the annotation of a GenBank genome assembly. NCBI's taxonomy places the organism in Eukaryota, Metazoa, Arthropoda, Insecta, Diptera, Chironomidae.
AUUAGAAUUCUUGUUUUUAAAAGGUUAAGAUGAAGGUUUUAAUAUUUCUUGUUGUAGUGUUUCUUGCUGAAAGCUAUGAAUUUACUCUUAACGAAGCUAUUGCUAAAACAAUAGAAACGAAACUCGAACCAGCCCCAUUCGAUCUACCAAAUCCGGAAAUUAAUCGAUCUGGAAGAAUUUUUCAAGGAUCUAGAGCUGCCACUGGUCAGUUUCCACAUUUUGCUUUGAUUUUCAGUAAUCGCAUUUCUUCUACUUCCAUUUGCGGAGGUGGAUUGAUAGCAACAAAAUGGGUUUUAACUGCCAAGCAUUGCGUGAACGAUGCAAUUUCAAUUGAACUUCGUUUUGGAUUAACAACUCAAAACAAUUACGAACAGAAGAUUUGGGGAAUUAAAGUAGCUAGAUAUGAAGAUGCUGACUUAGCACUUAUUGAAUUGCAAUAUGAAACCAAAAUCACAAACUUAGUGAAGCCUGCACUUCUUCCAAGAAAAUCUGAAAGUCAUAACAUGCUUGAAAAUCGACUAUCAACGAUAUGUGGCUUUGGCAGAGUUCGUUCAGAUGUAGCUGGAGCUUCUAACGUUUUGAACUUUGCUGACAUGGAUAUUUUACCUCAUGAGAAAUGUGUUGAAUAUUAUGGCACAUUCAGAACUGCAUUCCUUUGUGCUAAAGGCCAUAACUCGCUGUCUUCACCAUGUCCAGGCGAUAGCGGUUCACCUCUUGUUAUUAAAGAAAACAACGAUUAUGUUGUUGUUGGUGUUGUGUCAUUUGGUGCCGGCGGUGGCUGUGAUUUUGGUUUUCCAGUGGGCUUCGGUAGAGUAUCAUUACAACUCGAUUGGAUUGUUUAUUAUACUAAAAUCACAUUACGGGAAUAGUGGAACAAAACUAUCCAACUUGGAUCUUUUCUUUGCUUUUGUAUCUUAAUCUUUUCAAAUUAAUUAAACCUUUAAAAUAGCUACUUUGUUAGAACACAAAUAAGAAUCGCAACAGAACCAUUAAAACUGUAAAAUAAUAUAAAUCGGUAGUUUUGAUCAACAAACUUUGUGUUUAACCUUCAUGGCUGUGUCGAUGAUUUUUAU